CACUGAUAGGCGGCACUGAUAGGCAGCACUGACAGGCACUGAUAGGCGGCACAGAUGCACACUGAUAGGCGGCACUGACUGGCACUGAUUGGCAGCAAUGAUAGGUGGCACUGACUGGCAUUGAUAGGUGGCACUGAUGGGUGACACUGAAAGGCAGCUCAGAUGGGUACUGAUAUGUGGCACUGAUGGGCACUGGCAGGUGGCAUGGAUGAGCAUAGAGCUGGCACUGAUGGACACUGACAGGUGGCGCUGCUGGAGCUACACAGAUCAUCAGGGCACACUGAUCAUCAGAGCACUGAUGAUCAGUGUACAUAGAAAUGUGGCAUUUCCCUGUUUACAUGUCAUCAGCUGUGAU
Staurois parvus is the source of this 355-nucleotide messenger RNA. The record is from the annotation of a GenBank genome assembly. NCBI's taxonomy places the organism in Eukaryota, Metazoa, Chordata, Amphibia, Anura, Ranidae.